Messenger RNA from Anneissia japonica, 2979 nucleotides. RefSeq lists its product as uncharacterized. The transcript has 15 exons. Gene Ontology annotation, biological process: regulation of apoptotic process. The record is from RefSeq and is a predicted model, not a curated record. Gene Ontology annotation, molecular function: protein binding. Lineage: Eukaryota; Metazoa; Echinodermata; Crinoidea; Comatulida; Comatulidae. The coding region runs from base 51 to 2825 and encodes 924 amino acids.
AUGGUUCCACUAUUCUCCAUUUCUUGGCGGCCGACGCACGCGUGUCAGCAAUGAGACGCGUGUUGGAAAAAACCAACAAGAAGAUUAACACGCAAGACAGAAUUGGACGCACACCACUACAUGACUGUCUACUGAGGAGGCUGACGCACGAGCAACACAAGGAAGUCGCAAUUCUCAAUAUCACCUUUGGCGCAUCGGUGACAAUAAAAGAUAAUUUUGGAAGGACGCCUCUUGAUUUGUAUGAUGAAAACGAAUGUAAAGGAUACGAAGAAACCACGAGAAGUGAACAGAAACCAGAUUUAAAAGAAUUACUUGAAAAACUAUCAACUCCAUCAGAGAUUUUAGCCAGGGGUCCCGAUGCCGUCAAAGCAUUCAAAGAUGCACUUAAAAAUGGUGAAAUAACAGUUGUUAAUUCAAGACUGAUGUUUCUUGGUCAAGAGGGUUCCGGGAAAACCUCUUGUGUUAAAGCCAUGCUGGGAAAAGUAUUUGAUAAGGAAGAGCCCUCAACCGAUGGUAUUGUUACAACUAAAACUGUUUUUCAAACUGUCGGUGAGGAUUGCAGCAUAUGGGAGGAGCAGAAAGAUGUAGACGAGAUUGAACGAACUAAACAGAUACGCGAACACGCUAUAGCUACGAAUGUAGCAAAGACGUUCAAUUUCACUGCUUCUACGUCCUCAUCUGAUCGUGGAAGGAUAGCAUUUCCAUCUACGUCCGCAUCUCCUCUCGAAGGAACAUCAGCUGCAUCUGUAUCAGAAAUUGAUCCCAGAAAAAAGUCAUCUUUAUCCCCUGUGUUUAUCAGACGGUUUAAAGGCAAAAGUGUAUCUGAGGACACUGGAGUAUCCACCAAUGGAAAAGGUGUGUCUCAGGACACAGCAGUAUCCACCAGUGGAAAAGGUGUAUCUCAGGACACAGGAGUAUCCACCCGUGCAAAAGGUGUAUCUCAGGACACUGAAGUAUCGACUUAUCAACUACAUGAAAUGCGUAAGAAAGUCAUUGACAAACUUGCAAACAAGAGUUCUGGGCCGAGUGACGUAACUUGUAUAUGGGACUAUGCCGGUCAACUUGAAUAUUAUAUUACUCACCGGUUUUUUCUUACAGAUGGGUCAUCUUAUGGAGUUGUAUUCAGUUUGCUAGACGCUUUGGAUGAAUUAGCAAAGCCAAGAGAUCCCCAAAAAGAAUUUCUUGAGAUGACAAAUCUGCAAUCGAUCUUAUUUUGGAUAAGGUCAAUAUUUGAACACGCUGUACUGCUACAUGGCUCUGAAUCAAAGAAUUUGAUCAAUGGAAUGAUAGCAUCACCGACGAUUAGUCUAAUUGGGACGCACAUGGAUCUGCUACCGGGAAGUGAUGCUGAGAAGCAGGCUAAGGCUCCAGUGAUGGUAAAAUAUUGGCGUAAAUUAAAUAAAGGAGGAAUUCUCGAAGAACCGUUAGCACGGCAUUUGUGGAGAAAUGAACUCGAAAGCAGUGAAGAUGAUGACGACGUCGUUUUUAAAGACUUCAUUGAACUUAUGAAGGAAUUUGGACUUCUCUUUGAAAAGUUCAAGAAAGCAGAAUCAGAAGAUGGCGCUCGACUAUUUGUUGUUCCAUCUCGAAUGAAGACCAAAAAUGAUGAUAGAUUGGAAGUAAAGGAAGAUGAUAAGCAGACAGUAUCCAUCUAUGUGACACCUAAAGACUUUCUCCCCGACGCCGUCUACGAUAUCUUGGUCGUCAGAUUUGUGAGUUUGAGUCAAGAGAAUGGUUAUUGUGAUGACCCAGAAUUGUUUCAAAAUCAGGCUAAAAUUAUAUUCGAUGAUAAGCAUUACCUAAGACUAGGUCGAAUAUCGAUUGAUAAUAAACGUUCUUUAAAGCUUGAAAUAUCACGGAUGAAAACCGUAGACGCAGACGGGACAAUCAAGCCAGCACACAAGCCACAUCCUGACAUCUGUAAGGAGGUUUUGCAGGUUUUAAAGCAACACCUAGGUGAGGUAUAUCCGUCUAAGAGAGUUGUCGGCUAUGCUCUGAAAAUCCUUUGCUUAGUCUGUUCAAACACUGAGGAACCACACUUUCAAGAACUUGAGUACUGCUUAAAGAACGAGAAUGUGAAUUGUGAUAAAACAGGUGAACUUAUAACGAUGCCGGCAGCUAAUGUAAAGAAGCUAUUUGCAGCUGGUAUUCUACAUCAAUCCUCGGUUAUGGACACGGUUUAUCAAUCCUCGGCUACUGCUACGCCUCAUCAAUCCUCGGCUACGCAUACGUCUCAUAGGCCUGCAUGCUCAGAUAAGGAAUUCAUAAAGCUUAAAACAGUUGUCUCAAAGUGGUAUGACCGCCACAAAUGUCUCCCAAUGCUCAAAGUGUUGUUCAGAGAUGUGGUGGACAAUCACCAGCUAUCACCUAAAAGUCGCACGAUGGAUUUGCUGAAUAUAUUAUUUGCACGUGGUCAUCUGAGUUCACAGAAUCUUGGACUCUUGUGUGAUACUAUUAGCAUUACCAAACAGUUGGGUCUUUUAUCGGAGAUUAAACAAAAACUGCCAUCAUUCCCAGAUGUGGAGGAAGGAACCAUUUCAACAAAAUUUACACCUCACAGGCAAAAGUUAGUGAAAUUUGGAAUGGUACUGACCCCAGCCGAUGUGAAGCAGAUCGAUGGAAUAUACAAUACGCCUUGUAAGGAGUAUACAGAUGGCUGGAGUAUGAUCAGUGAUCUAGAAAACAGACUAAUAAUCAGUGAAGGAAAUAUGAAGGAAUUCACUGAUAAUAUGAAAUUUCUCAAUAUUCUUUUGGCAUUAAACGCAUUAACAGAAGGUAUUUCUUCAUCCUGUUCUUUAAUUUAUUUAAUAAAGUUGUGCGGGUAAAGACAGUGGCGGAUUCAGGGGGAGAGAGACAGCCGACUCCAACCCCCUCCCUUCUCCAAAUUGAUCAACGUUUUAAAAAAUGGAAAGAAAAUUAUACUCAAAUUUUAAGUCUGAAAGUGCAAUUUCCGGCCAUCUAGAGCUGCCAUAAAGAUCC